Amphibalanus amphitrite is the source of this 2758-nucleotide messenger RNA. Its product is annotated as transcription factor E2F1-like. Gene Ontology annotation, biological process: regulation of transcription by RNA polymerase II. The transcript has 6 exons. Gene Ontology annotation, molecular function: DNA-binding transcription factor activity, RNA polymerase II-specific; RNA polymerase II cis-regulatory region sequence-specific DNA binding; protein dimerization activity. Gene Ontology annotation, cellular component: RNA polymerase II transcription regulator complex. Bases 200 to 1486 code for a protein of 428 amino acids. Lineage: Eukaryota; Metazoa; Arthropoda; Thecostraca; Balanomorpha; Balanidae. The record is from RefSeq and is a predicted model, not a curated record.
UCGCGCCAUUUUUAUUCAAAACUUCCGUUGGGGCUCCGAGUGAAAUGCGGCAGUUGCGACGCGGGAAAUGGCGUCUUUGAGCCGCAGCGUGGUGGGGGUGUUGGUGGAUUGCAAUAUAUUUGGGCCAUUUUGUUCUCAUAGAUAGGAUGUGCCCUAAAUUAAUGUUGCAUUGCACACUAUUGGACUUCAUGGUUCUCUGAUGGCAGGCCCAUCCGGGUACUUCUCGGAUGCCUCGUGGUAUGGCACGGACUGCACCCCCGCCGAUCAACCCGACACUGAUUUCGUGGACGAGCCGUCUUCGUUCAUCGACCAUCAGUACACCAUCACUCACUCUACGCCCAUACAGCCGGCGCGGCCCUUCACAUCCACACACAAGACCGUAAAAAGAAGACUCAACCUAGAUUCUCCUCAGCAUGAUGCGACUUUCAAAACUCCAAAUAAGACGCCCCUGCACAGAAGAGCGAGGUAUCUCUCGGGUGAUUACCCGUCGCCCAGUCCGUCUAAGCAGGCUGACACGUCAGGGAGUCUGCCAUCGCCCGCGGAGCGGUCCCGACAUGAGACCUCGCUCGGCACGCUCACCAAGCGAUUUGUGGGCCUGGUGCGAGCCGCUGGUGACGGCGUGAUCGACCUGAACCAGGCCGCCCAGCUGCUGCGCGUCAAGAAACGCCGCAUCUACGAUAUCACCAACGUGCUGGAGGGGGUCGGCCUGCUGGAGAAACGCUCCAAGAACCGUGUUCGUCUGGCGGAGGCGGCCAGCGCGGCGGAUGCCGGGCGCGCCGACGCCGAGCGGCUCGAGCGGCAGCUGGACCAGCUGCUGGUACUGGCCGGCCGGCUGGCCGAGCAGCGCCCGCCAGCCUAUGUGCGCUACCAGGACCUGCGCGGCCUGACGGGCCGGCGCGACUGCACCGUGCUGGCCAUCCAGGCGCCGCCAGAGACCACGCUACGUGUACCUGAUCCGGCACAGGAGGGUGUCUACCAGCUGCACUUGCGCUCGGAGACGGGCGAGAUUCAGCUGCUGCUGUGCCAGGACGACCUGCGGCCGGAGCGCAGCCCGCGGGACGACUCUGCGCUGACCGGCAGUCAGAGUCCUCUCCCCCCGCCCUCGCGGACCCCGUCAGACACCCGUACCGACGACUCCCUCCUCACCGGCGCCGAGUCCGGCCUGGGCGACUCGCUGCUGGACGGCCUGUCCGGACCGCGAGUCAAAGUGGAGCCCGUGGAGACGGUCCGGCUCGGCUCGGUCGGAUACGGCACGGACUGUAUCAGUUCGGAGCCGGAGCGGUCACCGCGCGCGGAGCGGCACGACGGGAGGGGCGGCGACACCGAACCGCAGCCGCAGACGUCAGCUGCUGCGGACGCCGACCUGGCCCGCCUGGAGCAGAGCGACGACUUCCUGGCCAUCGAGCCGCCACUCUCCGAGGCCGACUACUCGUUCUGCCUGGAGGCGUCCGAGGGCGCCAUCGACCUGUUCGACUUCUCGUUCUGAAGGUGUCACACUGCCAGCUAGGCAGAGGUGUCCUGGAUGAUGACUCGUCAGAGGCGCUCUGACUUGCGUCUCGCGACUGCGCCCGUUAGGAGCCGAUCGCGGCGAAUGGAUGGGGUACAUCCAUGGUCGGAGAGAUUGGCUCCAGAGGAUUGUGAUUUGUGUGUACUCAUUCACUGUGUGAUGUCAUCGAAUCAGUGUCUCAUUGCAAGUUUUUAUAAGAGCAUGUAACAAUGGUAUAAAAUUAGGCACCAACCUGUCUAGAAACAAACUGUUUUCUCCCGGUAGCUGUGAUCCGAUCAAUCCUUCUGCAGGAGUUUCUCUUCGAGGAGAGCUGCGGUGGCCAGCCGAUGUAUUGUUCUGUGUGAUUCUGUCGGCUAGCGAAAUUCAUCUUCGUUUUUACCUGAAGGCUACGGCUGGCAAGCGGCUUUUUUACAUGUGUUGUAUACCUGAGCUCUGCGCAGUAGCGCGACCUUCUGUAAUUGUGAUUGGUGCUUGAGUAGUGUGCUCUGAAAAACCGUAGAUGUUUUCAGAUAGUUUUUUUUCAGCGUAAUAUUGUUUUAUGUAUUAGUUAUUUUGUUUUAUAUUUUAUAGUGAGCCGAUUAAUAUUUUCUGAACCCUGUACCUGUUGUAAUGUAGAAGCAAUCUGGAUUGGUUUGUGGGUGCACUGAACGCAUUCAGGUAGGUUUACCUGACUGGCCACUCUAAUCCAGCACAAAUGGGUUAUGGAUUAUCGCACAGGUGGCAUUCACUGUAUAUUCAGAGCACUGACAUACGUUGUUUGCUAAUUAAGGCACGUGAAAGUCCCGAGUCUUGUACGCGACAGCCCGCACAACGUUCUACCGCGGCACCGGCUGCGCAGGCACGCCUUCCCUUUGAUUCCUGCCACAUGGCAAGCGCAAAUGUGGAGUGUGUUCGAUUUGCUACUCUUCUGUGCUUUCAAGUGCGACAGCGUGCCCAGUCGGCCGCAGGACGGGCGGCGCGCGGCUCCAGAUUUCGGCUACCUCUUGUGACUGAGGUGCGCUAUUUGCGCGUUUAUCCUCAACGCGCUCUUGGUGUCUUGCUUUCAUUCUGGUUUUGUUUGAUUAAUUUCUUGGGCUCUAAAGCGUCCAGAUUCAUUUUAUAUUGUACUUAUGUCUGUGUCUUGUUUUGUUUGGCAAUCGCGCCUCGUUUUCUCCCGAAGGAGAAGCUUUAACAAAUGCUGAUUUAUGGAUUUCCUGUUCGGGAUGAGAUUGACCACUUCGUGACCUGAGAAUAUACAAACUGUGGCUCUUA